GAUAGCGAUCGCUGUCAGUAUUCGAUAAGCGGCGCUAGUAAGACGAUUGCAGGAUCUUCGCUGUCAAGAAGUCAGUCAGUGGUCGUACAGUAUUAUAGGGAAAUUAGUUGUGGUUGGUUGCUGGUUAACGUGAAAUAGUCCAAACGGAAAAGUGUUGUUUUAAAAUUCACUCGGUGUCGUGCCAAAAUUAUUUAAUUUUGGAUAUUUGCAAAGACCGGUUCCAACCAUGGUGCUGGCAAUGAUCAUAGGAUGAUAAUUUAUGGCCGAGUUCGACCCCGUUAGAGAAAGCUGUUUUAUUUCGCAGUGGAUCAUAAAACAGUAGAACCAAGUGGCGAGAAAGUUGUGAUUUUUUGUUGGCUAUACAUUCAUUUUCUCGUUAGGCCAACGCCAAUAAAUUCGUGUCAGUUCGCGUCGCAUAUAGGCAAACAUCUAUAAUUAGUCCGUUGACAUCCCAAGGCUAUACGCUUCAAAAUGCCAGCAAUGCCUAACCCAGACAGCAAAUCAGACUCUUCUGCCCAGAAACCACAGCCCCAGGAUGAGAAACCGCUUCGGUCCAGUACGGAGAGUCUCAGCUCUACUCCCGAGGAGGACCCGAACAGGCUGACGCGCAAGGCAGCCAUCAUGCAGGUUACAAUGGCCGUCGUGGCAAACAUCACCAUCAUCUCUUCCGGAAUGGGACUCGGAUUUCCGUCCAUCGCUAUGAUUGAACUCACCAACUCCACGAGCUCGGUGACGCUAACAGAAAAUCAAGCCUCCUGGUUCGCCUCGGUUACGUCCAUUAUGUGCCCCUUCGGUGGACUGUUGGCUGGAUUUCUGCUGGACAAAGUUGGCCGUAAAAAGACACUCUACUUUAUCAAUGUCAUAUCCAUCAUCUCGUGGGUCAUGAUGGCAUUGGCGAGCACGACUGAUUCGCUGCUACUGUUUGUACAGUUGAUGGUAGCCCGAGUGAUUAUCGGUCUCGCAAUCGGUCUCUCCAGCUCACCUGCUUCGGUUUAUGCGGCAGAAAUAUCGCAUCCCAGUUUACGUGGUCGACUCACGCUGCUGACGGCACUAUGUACCGGUUUUGGGAUGCUGUUUAUCUACACCUUGGGAUACAUGUUCAAGGACGAUUGGCGCCUCGUCUGUAUCAUCUGCAGUGUCUUCACCCUAGUGUCGCUUCUGACCGUGAUCCCGAUACCGGAGUCUCCCAGCUGGCUGGUGUCCAAGAACAAACUGCCGAAAGCGGAGAAAUGCCUCAAAAAGGUUCGCGGCGUCAAGGGCAACGACAACCCCAAAAUCCACGAAGAGCUGGAUACGUUGGCCGAAAAUAUUGCACGCUUCCGAGCCUCGCAAACGAGCAAGUCCAAGCUGGUUAUGCUGCGGAGACCAGAGGUUUACAAACCGCUCACAAUCAUGUGUACAUUCUUCUUCUUCCAACAAUUCACGGGAAUCUUUGUCAUCAUCGUGUACGCAGCUCGGUUCUCGAUUGAAGCCGGUGUCAACAUUGAUCCUUUCCUGAGUGCCGUCUUCGUUGGGCUCACUCGUGUGGUUACGACCAUCUUGAUGAGCUUCAUUUCCGACCGUUUUGGAAGACGUCCACCGGCACUAUUCUCCGGGUUUGGUAUGGCAACGUGCAUGUUCGGAUUGGCCGCUUGUACCGUGUACCCGGUUGCUGGAACAGAACUGCGAUGGAUUCCAACGUUCUUGCUGGUGGCAUUCAUUUUCUGUGCCACGCUAGGAUUCCUAACACUUCCGUUCGCCAUGAUUGCGGAGUUAUAUCCUGCAAAGGUGCGUGGCUUUGUUGCCGGUUUGACUAUCUUUGUUGGAUAUACAAUGUCCUUCAUCAUCAUCAAGGUGUACCCAUCGAUGGUACAUACAUUUGGCAGUGAAAAUGUGUUCCUAUUCUUCGGUAUCAUUUCCGUUGUUGGCAUAGGCUUCGUGUAUUUCUUCCUACCAGAAACCAAGGGUCGUACUUUGGACGAAAUUGAAAGUUACUUCCGUGGCAAGACGGAUGCCGGUGAAGUUGAGCUAAAACAAGCUUCCGAGGUAAAGGUUUGAGUUAAACUGUAGUGUACACCGGAAAUGCCACAUAACAACAAGAAAUAACUGUGAUACAAAACCAGAAUAAACACUUACAAUGUAAGCGAUUUGUAAUAGCAAAUGAAGGAACGAAAUGCGUGUAAUUAUAGGAUCUAGGCGUUAUACAAUCCGUUCGAUUUCUUUCGUUAAAAAAAAUCAGACAGUUUUGUACGUAAUUUGUUGUUGGCUCUUUUAGCCAAUUUAUUCUGAUUCCUUCGUUAACUAACCAGAUGAGACCAUAAAAUUAAGACAAAUAUUCCUCCGCUAAUUACAAUACGAAGGAAGAGAAUCCACCCUACAUUAAGAUUAGUGUAGUAAAAAUAACAGGAAAUAAAGCUUCACUGAUAAAUAGGAUAAUCGGCGUUGGAUUUGUAGCUAUCAAUCAGAAAAGCUCGACACUGCCGUGUAUUUUCGCUCGGUACAAAUAAUGACUAUAACAAAUCAUCGGUCGAUAAAUUAAUGUGAAAUAUAAGCUUGUUUAGUAGCUUUCUCUAUGUGCAAAAGAAUUUUUUUAUUUUCUGUGUGAAAGAAAAUAUUUAAAUUAGGGACAUAUCAGUCGGUUUUAUGCAUUACACAAUGAUCAUGAAUAUAGAUGAAUUGUUCAACAUUUUCUAUGGCUGCAAAUAAGACCGUGCUAUGAUGCAAAUUCAGUAAAUAUUUCCAAUAUCCUCUAAUCUUAUCAAGAAUCCUCAAUAAAAUAAAAAAAAUUAGGCAAGUACUUUUGAAUCCAUUGAAUUAUUAAGAUUUUACUUACAUAUCAACAUAGAAACUUAAAUACUCUUGAAACAACAAAAUGAGCUCACAAAAGGAAUGAAGUUUGUGGAGCCCUUCACUAUUCCAUUGAUCAAUGUUUCGAAUGGAAAGUCGAUAUUUGUACCGGCCUAGGGCAUAUGAUUCAGAUGACAUAAAUAGUUAUCAACUUUAGAGUGUAUACAUCCAUCGAGCAGGAGGUUUCUGCGGUACUUACAUGCCAAUGACGCAAGCGAAUUUUAGCAUUUUAGACACAUUUGUUACAAUAA
Molecule: messenger RNA, 3077 nt
Organism: Topomyia yanbarensis
Lineage: Eukaryota; Metazoa; Arthropoda; Insecta; Diptera; Culicidae
Product: facilitated trehalose transporter Tret1-like
Exons: 5
Coding region: 472-2037 (521 amino acids)
Biological process (GO): transmembrane transport
Cellular component (GO): membrane
Molecular function (GO): transmembrane transporter activity
Source: RefSeq, a predicted model, not a curated record